AUGGGGUCGAAAUGGAUGGCAACGGCCAUGCUAACAUGGCUUCUUGCUGCAGAUUCAGUGCACGGUCUGCCGAAGCGUGAAGGCACUGCCGCAGAGAUCUUGGAGCAGUCUGCGACACAGCCGAGAACUGCAUUUAAGACUCAGUAUCCACCCAGUAACGAGAGACUAGCGAUCCCUCCCGAGCAGCCGAUUUACCGUACUGCGUUGGAAAACCAGGGUCAUUCAUCACAGCCUCCUUUCCCGGAGCUUGACUCCCCAUCGGCCGAGGUCCCCGAUUUUGACAUCGACAGCUACCUCGACGGGAUCGACGACUUCUGGGAUUCUGAUUCAACUCCUGAUCAGCAGUCUGAAACUCCUCCACCUGCACCUUCGGUACCAGCUCCACCAGCUACUCCAACACCAGAAGCUACAGUACCGGCGACGCCAAGCACCAACAGCAAACCGGAGGUCUCUACAGAGCCUGUCACUGCUCCUGUAGAGCCAGUCACCCCUGUCGAACCUGCCACUACUCCAGUCAAACCUGCCAUCACUUCUGUUGAACCCGCCACCACUGCUGUUGAACCUGCCACCACUGCUGUUGAACCUGCCACCACAGCUCGGGCUAACCAUUGGCCAGAUCAACCUGGCACGGAUCUCCCUUCAGCCAUCGCAAGUCAUCCGCACAGCAUGAACGGCCAAGACAUCUUUAAGCCGGUUGCUACUGGCGCUCCACCGGCGAACAUCAAGGUCCGCUACGACCACCCAGUUCAGAACAAACAUGCCAAUUCUACGGGUCCAAUCGAAACCAACAAGUUCUACGCAGGACUGUUCCUUGGGACGCAAAGUAAUGCUAGCUUCCCCCAGCCUUAUUCUAUCGCCUGGUCUCGCGGCGGUGGCACUCUCAAGAGCUGGGGCAUGUCUGUUUCCCACCUCCAGGAACACAUGUUGGCCUUUGGCCCCGAAAACCCUAAGAUCCCCGGCGAACCCGUCGAGUACUAUAUCAACCCCGUUGGACUGCAGCAUAUGAUCCUGUCAGCAACCGAGCUGGAUGAAUCGAGCACCAUGGUCGUGGAUGAGCCCAAGGCAUUUUCUGCCCAUGCAGUACUGAAACGAUCUGGUGGAUCGGCCCAGGAAAUCAGGUUUCCUGUUGUCCAGGGUAUGGGGUACGUGACUGGUGUUUACAAUGACCUCCAGCCCCUUAUCGAGAGCGGUGUCUUCUUCCGCAAGGUCGUUAAUGCUGGGUCCCCCAAGCCGGGUAUCUUCAAGUAUGUCGCUACUCUCGAGGACGACACCCAGUGGAUCGUGUAUGCCGCACCCACCAAUGGCAAGGAUCCAAACAUGAAGCUCGUCUCGACGACCAGUCUGCGUGGUCCCCAUGGAUUCACCGGUUCUAUCCAGGUUGCCAAGAACCCUGCUGGCAAGUCCGGAGAGAAGUUCUACGACAACUCCGCUGGUGUUUAUGCGAUUGACGCCCACGUAACUGGCACCGUCACUGGUGACGUCGGCACUUACAGCAUGUCCUGGACCAAGGCUGGGUCUCACGCCAAUGGCUCUCCUCUCAUCAUGUUUGCCCUGCCUCACCAUAUCGAGUCGUUCGACCCUAGCACCGGUAGCCGCAAGACUGAUAUCCACCUUCGAAGUACCGUCAAGGGUAAUGCAACUGCCGUGAUUGGAGAGACUUGGACCAUGACUGAGUCUAACCUUCCCAUCGAUAUGGGCUUUGCACCGUGGAGUACUACCAAUGGCACCGUUCACGAACUCUCUCCAGCUGUCCAGCACGCCCUUCUUAAGGUAGCGCCCACUGAACUCAAUCAGGACAUUGAAGGCCAGACCAACCUGAACAGCAUGUACUACAGUGGAAAGGCGCUGAGCAAAUUUGCUACCCUGAUUUACACUGUAAACCAGCUCGGUCACAAUGUCGGUAUGGGCGUCAAGGCCUUCCGGGAUCUCAAAAAAUCCUUUGCUCGCUUUGUGAAGAACCAGCAGCAAUACCCGCUGGCUUACGAUGCCGUUUGGAAGGGCGCUGUCUCCACUGCCGGUUACGAUGGCGACCUGAACCAGGAUUUUGGAAACACCGCCUACAACGAUCACCACUUCCACUACGGCUACUUUAUCCACGCAGCUGCCAUCAUCGGAGCCCUCGACCCAAACUGGCUGGCUGAGAACAAGGACUAUGUGAACAUGCUGGUCCGUGAUGCCGGCAACUCCAUCGACUAUGAUGCCUACUUCCCCUUCUCUCGUGGCUUUGACUGGUACAAUGGCCACUCCUGGGCUAAGGGUCUCUUUGAAUCAUUCGAUGGCAAGGACCAAGAGUCCACCUCUGAGGACACUAUGUUCGCCUACGCUAUCAAAAUGUGGGGUCAGACCACCGGGGAUGCCAGCAUGGAAGCUCGAGGAAACAUGAUGCUGGGAAUCCUGCGUCGCUCCCUUAAUAACUACUUCCUCAUGCAAGACAACAACGAAAACCAACCGGAGAACUUCGUUCCCAACCGGGUUACUGGCAUUCUCUUCGAGAACAAGGUCGAUCACACUACUUACUUCGGCAACAAUCUUGAAUACAUAGAAGGAAUCCACAUGCUACCUCUUCUCCCUCAUUCUCCCUACGCCCGCCAGAAAGAGUUCGUGCGCCAGGAGUGGCAGGACAUGUUCGCUGCGAACGCUUCAACCCCCGCCAGCGAAGUCGAAGGCGGCUGGAAGGGUGUCUUAUACGCCAACCUUGCACUUAUCGAUCCACAGGCCUCCUGGCAAUUCUUCGCCCAGGAUGACUUCGACUACACCUUUAUCGACGGCGGUGCCACGAGAACCUGGUACAUGGCGUUCGCGGCUGGCCUUGGUGGUGGUCCACUUGGCGGUGGUUCUUGA
Molecule: messenger RNA, 2841 nt
Organism: Penicillium cinerascens
Lineage: Eukaryota; Fungi; Ascomycota; Eurotiomycetes; Eurotiales; Aspergillaceae
Product: glucan endo-1,3-beta-D-glucosidase
Exons: 6
Coding region: 1-2841 (946 amino acids)
Cellular component (GO): cell surface
Molecular function (GO): glucan endo-1,3-beta-D-glucosidase activity; endo-1,3(4)-beta-glucanase activity
Source: RefSeq, a predicted model, not a curated record